AUGACUGAAAACUUCGUCCCCCCAGGCCAGCACCGCAACCUACGAGCAUGCAUGGUCUGCUCCAUCGUGAUGACCCAAAGCAGAUUCCUCAAAGAAGGCUGCCCGAACUGCGAAGACUUCCUCCAUCUCCAAGGAAACCAAGACGCGCUCUACGACUGCACAUCCCAGGUCUUCGAGGGCUUGAUCGCGCUCGCGGAUCCGAGCAAGAGCUGGGUGGCGAAAUGGCAGAGGCUGGAUGGGUAUGUGAAGGGUGUCUAUGCGACCAAGGUCUCGGGGCAGCUGCCGGAUGAGGUGGUGGCUGUGAUGGAGGAUGAGGCGAGGAUUAGAUACAUUCCGAGGGAUGGAAGUGCUACGGAGGCUGAUUGA
Molecule: messenger RNA, 366 nt
Organism: Lachnellula hyalina
Lineage: Eukaryota; Fungi; Ascomycota; Leotiomycetes; Helotiales; Lachnaceae
Gene: trf-2
Product: Transcription elongation factor spt4
Exons: 3
Coding region: 1-366 (121 amino acids)
Biological process (GO): mRNA processing; regulation of transcription elongation by RNA polymerase II; chromatin organization
Cellular component (GO): nucleus; DSIF complex
Molecular function (GO): zinc ion binding; RNA polymerase II complex binding
Source: RefSeq, a predicted model, not a curated record